Molecule: messenger RNA, 186 nt
Organism: Mesocricetus auratus (golden hamster)
Lineage: Eukaryota; Metazoa; Chordata; Mammalia; Rodentia; Cricetidae
Product: keratin-associated protein 20-2-like
Exons: 1
Coding region: 1-186 (61 amino acids)
Source: RefSeq, a predicted model, not a curated record
AUGUGUUACUACGGUGGAUACUAUGGAGGCCUGGGCUAUGGCUAUGGAGGCCUAGGCUAUGGAUAUGGCUAUGGUGGCUAUGGUGGCUAUGGUGGCUAUGGUGGCUAUGGUGGCUAUGGUGGCCAUGGUUAUGGAUGCUGCCGCCCACUAUACUAUAGAAGAUACUGGUCCUGUGGCUUCUAUUGA